Messenger RNA from Penicillium macrosclerotiorum, 2127 nucleotides. Its product is annotated as transient receptor potential ion channel family protein. Lineage: Eukaryota; Fungi; Ascomycota; Eurotiomycetes; Eurotiales; Aspergillaceae. The coding region runs from base 1 to 2127 and encodes 708 amino acids. Gene Ontology annotation, biological process: transmembrane transport; fungal-type cell wall biogenesis. The record is from RefSeq and is a predicted model, not a curated record. The transcript has 3 exons.
AUGCGAAAGACCAUCUGGGCCCUGUUGGGCCUGGGUGUUCUGCCCUCAGCUCUUGCGACCGACACGCUCAGCACCCAGGGAUUCAGUCUUUGCGAGACAGAUACCGCCAUCAAGGUCCAGGAUCUUGAUAUCACCUACACUCGCUCUACCAGGGAACUUGUCUUCGAUCUGGCUGGUACCAAUUCGAAGGAACAAAAUGUCACUGCCACCCUGACGGUGAACGCCUAUGGCCAUCAAAUCUAUACGAAAACCUUCGAUCCCUGUGGAUCGGAGAUCCAUGUCGCGAAACUGUGUCCUGUCCCUUCAGGACAUUUCGAGGCUCAAGGAACUAUCACCGUCCCAGAGUCGUACGCAAGCCAAAUCCCUUCGAUUGCUUUCAAUAUUCCCGACCUGGACGGCCAAGCUAAACUGGUCCUCACGUCGGACGGGGAAGACACUGCGUGUGUAGAGUCAAGCCUAUCCAAUGGAAAGUCCACGUCAAUUAAAGGCGUGGCAUGGGCCUCGGCCGGCAUCGCGGCCGGUGCUCUCGCCUUAAGCGGCCUGUCGGCACUGGGCACGGCGGGUGGCGCUGGCGUCCCUUCGACCAGUCCGUCCGCGGGCGAUGUUGUGGGAUGGUUUGGCUCCAUAGCCACCAAUGGUAUGUUGAGUGUGAGCCACCCAACCAUCUAUAAGAGCUUCACCAAAAACUUUGCAUGGAGCACCGGCUUGAUUCCGUGGUCGAGUAUGCAGGACUCGAUCGACAGCUUUCGCAAAGCCACUGGGGGAAAUUUGACCCAAAAUAGCUAUGUCUAUCUCUCCGGACUCAGCUCUGUCCAAACAUCCAAUGGAACCUCAUCGAAACGGAGCUUGGAUUUGAUGUAUCGGACUGCUGGGUUGAUGAUCCGAUCCGAAUCGAGCUCCAACUCGACUAGCUCCAGCAGCACCGACUGUGGCUCUCUUUCCAUUUCCAGCUUCAAAUGUUAUUCGGAAGAGCUCAUGAUUCCCUCAGCGAACAUCUUCAUGACCAUUCUCUUGGUGUUUGCCAUCGUCGUGGCGGUAGUCGUGGUUGGCAUCCUCCUGGUGAAGGUUAUCCUCGAGAUAUGGGCUCUGUAUGGCAAUUUCCCGAACAAACUGAUCGAUUUCCGGAAAGACUACUGGGGCAUAAUGGCACGAACAAUCACCAACAUGAUUCUCGUUCUGUACGGGAUUUGGGUCAUGUACUGUGUCUAUCAACUUCGAGAGGGUGAUUCUUGGGCAGCUAAAGUCCUGGCUGCGGUGACCUUGGCGGUUUUUACGGCUAUUUUGGCAUUCUUCGCAUGGCGCAUCUUCUAUAUGGCUCGCAAGUACAAGCAGGCCGAAGGCGAUACCACUGGCCUGUUCGACGACAAAGAUACCUGGCGCAAAUACAGCCUCUUCUAUGAUAACUUUAAGAAAGAUUUCUGGUGGAUUUUUGUUCCAGUCAUUAUCUAUGGACUGGCCAAAGGCAUUAUCAUUGCUGGCGCCGAAGGGAAUGGCAUGGCGCAAACUAUUGGCCAGCUAAUCGUCGAGGCGCUCUUAUUGACUCUGCUCUUGUGGAACCGUCCAUACGCCACCAAAUCAUCGAUGGGCAUCCAUAUGACUAUCCAGGUUGUCCGCGUUCUGUCCGUUGUCUGUGUCCUGGUCUUUGUUGAAGAACUCGGACUUUCUCAGACUACUAAAACUGUGACUGGAAUUGUGCUUAUUGUGGUCCAAUCUUCUCUCUCUGGUGUGCUUGCGAUCCUCAUUGCUGUCAAUGCCAUUAUUGUAUGCAUUCGUGAGAACCCCCAUUCCAAGAAACGCCGAGAAGCCGAAAAAGCAAACCAAGACCUCGACGAUCUUACUCCCUUGGAUGCCCGCGAGUCUCUUCUAAUCGAUCACCCCGCUAAGAGGGACUUUACUGAGAUGAGCAAGUUCAACUUCACGGGCCCAUAUGAGCCAUACCGGGAUAACCCAAAGCAUCAUCGGGGAUCCACUGAAAGCAAAGAUAACCUGGUGUAUUCCGAUUACGGUGUGGCACACGAUCGGAAUCAUAGCCCAGAACCCCGCCCUGACUCCAGACAUAGCGGUCGUCGCAGCCCGUCUUUGGAGGGCCGCCAUCCGACUACAGCGGGCUUUGGCAUGGCCUACUAA